Messenger RNA from Diospyros lotus (date-plum), 456 nucleotides. RefSeq lists its product as uncharacterized. The record is from RefSeq and is a predicted model, not a curated record. The transcript has a single exon. NCBI's taxonomy places the organism in Eukaryota, Viridiplantae, Streptophyta, Magnoliopsida, Ericales, Ebenaceae. The coding region runs from base 1 to 456 and encodes 151 amino acids.
AUGGCACCUCCCAAACAAGGAGUGACUGCCAUCAGAGGAGAUAAUGUCUUUAAGAGUAAGGCGACACAGAGAAUGAGAUCCAGCGGCGACAGCUCCAAAGCUCCCGAUCAAGAGAUAUAUGCAGAAGAUGGAGAAAACACCUUUGAAGGAGACUUCAGUCAGGAAUAUGAAGAAACCGGCGGCGGCAGCGGCUACAAUCCCGGCGGCAGGGGCAGAGGUGGCAGCGACGGCGGCAACAAUCCCGGUGGCAGGGGCGUCGGCAACGGCAACAAUCCCGGCGGCAGGGGCAGAGGCGGCAGCGACGGCGGCAACAAUCCCGGUGGCAGGGGCGUCGGCGGAGACGGCGGCAACAAUCCCAAUCAACCGAUUACUACUAUGCCCCCCAAUGGUGGAAGGACUGAUCCUACUCCAAAUCCAAAUCCAAAUCCAAGACCUAUUCCAAACGGCUUGCCGUAA